ACUAAACCAGAAUAUACCAUAAACCUUUUCACAUGGGGAACAAACCAAAGCUCCCUUUCUUCUCCAAGCACAACAACAAUGGCAGACAUUCAAAACCUUCAUGGCGAUGGCCUUCAUGUCACCAACCCAAAACUCACUCUUUCCGAACCGACGAAACGCCCGAGUCAUGGUUCUCAAACUCAUCCGAGUCACCAAGUUUCUCAACAGCCUCAGAUGAGUCAAGAACCGGAGCUGGUACUGGUGGAGUCGACUCAGUUGAAACAGUCAUUCAAGGUGUAAGGUUAAGAUCCGAGAGGUUGUUUUACGAGCCAAGUGAACCUAAGUUAGGGGCUGAGUCAGAAACUGAGUCACCAUACAAAGAAACAACCGUUUUAUCAAUGGAAUCAAUGGACCCUUUUGUUGAUUUUAGAGAUUCCAUGGAAGCAAUGGUGGAAAGUCAUGGAUUAAAAGACUGGGAAAGCCUUGAAGAGCUUUUGGGUUGGUAUUUAAAAGCUAAUGGUGAAAGUAGCCAUGGAUAUAUACUUGGUGCUUUCAUUGAUUUGCUUUUGAAGAAGAAGAUGAAGCUUGUUGAUGCCGGUUCGUCCUUAACACCUAGUUCACCAUUGUCGUUUUGUAAUUCUUCAUCGUCUUCUUUAUCGUCUUCUUCUUGUUAUGAAGAUACUUUAAUGGUAACUCCAUGUGAGUCUUCAUUAAAAGGUAAUGGAAAUAAUAAUAAUAAUGAUAAUAAUAGUAACCAUUGUUUAACAGAGAAGAAGAUCAUUGUAGAUGAUGAUGGCGUUUCUUCUUGCUUAAGUUAGAUUUUCUUCUCUUUUCUUUGGGUUUUUUUGUUUAAAUAUUUUUAAUAUUGUUUAUACCACUAAUUUGCAGAAAUGAAUACAGUGCACUUUAUUUAUUUCUUGGUUCAA
Molecule: messenger RNA, 905 nt
Organism: Gossypium raimondii (Peruvian cotton)
Lineage: Eukaryota; Viridiplantae; Streptophyta; Magnoliopsida; Malvales; Malvaceae
Product: transcription repressor OFP13
Exons: 1
Coding region: 33-797 (254 amino acids)
Biological process (GO): negative regulation of DNA-templated transcription
Source: RefSeq, a predicted model, not a curated record